Messenger RNA from Linnemannia hyalina, 417 nucleotides. Lineage: Eukaryota; Fungi; Mortierellomycota; Mortierellomycetes; Mortierellales; Mortierellaceae. The record is from the annotation of a GenBank genome assembly.
AUGGGUCAGGGCAAUCCACAAGACCGAAUUAGGUUCCAUGUGAGGCGAUUGAAGAAACGGAACUUGCGGCGGCCGUUACCGUCGUUCACCAAUCUGCGAUAUUUCAGGGCGUCGAUGAGACUGAUGGUGAGGCGCGCUCACGCUGUACAACAGGUCGCACUCCAGGUUGCCGAUACCCUCUUUCGCAGCUCCCCUCAGUCGAUCGUUUCCCUCAAGCUACCGCAGGAUGUCAGCGAAUACGGAGAGGUAGAGAUGGCAAUGGGUCAGGACGCCAAGGAUUUCGACGACGGGCCAUUGGUUCUCAGUACGGAGCCCUUAACCAACCUGCGCUAUCUACGGCUGCCCGAUAAGUACCGCGGGUACCACGCCGACCAGAUCUGCCCCUUCUUGGAACAGUCUCCACGAUUGGAGUCCUGA